GUGCGCGAGGGGCGCGCGUGCAGACCACAGUUUGCUGGUAACAGCUGCGUGAAUUCACCGUUGUCUGCCUUCUACGACUCGAUAUAAAUGGGAUGAGAAACUGAAACAGUACAUGCAUCGCAAUGAUAAGGAGGAUAAAACCUCGCGCGAGACCAAGAGAAAUCUAACGUUAUUCUGACAGCUUCUCUCUCAAAGACUACUGCGAAGGAAUGAAGAGCAAUGCUUUGAACUCGAAAGACCACCGACGCUUCGUUUGCAAGAACCAGAGCUGAAUUUGCAGGGUAAACAUGCAGCGGAUGAAAAACGGGUAGAAAUCUGCCUGAGUGGAUCUGAAGUGUGCUGAAGCGCUUCUUUCGCACCUUUGUUUGGCACCGUCUGCAAAAACUUCCACAAUGGCUUUGGUCAUGGAACCUGUGAGCAGGUGGUCAACAAGCCAGGUGGUCGACUGGAUGAAAGGUUUGGAUGACUGUCUGCUGCAGUACAUUAAGAACUUUGAGCAGGAAAAGGUGGGCGGUGAACAGCUGUUGAGAAUCACCCAUCAGGAGCUCGAGGAUCUGGGUGUUUCUCGAAUCGGCCACCAGGAACUCAUUCUGGAGGCCGUGGACCUGCUUUGUGCACUGAACUAUGGACUAGAAACAGAGAACCUGAAGACUCUGACCCAUAAGCUGAACUCGUCAGCUAAGAACCUGCAGAACUUCAUAAUAGGCCGGCGGAGGGGCGGUCACUAUGACGGCAGAGCCACCCGAAAACUUCCUAAUGACUUUCUGACCUCUGUAGUGGACCUCAUCGCUGCUGCCAAGAGCCUGCUGGCUUGGUUGGAUAGGUGUUAUUUCUUCAUCAGGUCUCCGUUCGCUGCCGUGGCAGACUACUCCAUGACCAGGAAUAAUGUGAUUCAGCUGUGUCUGGAGCUGACCACAAUAGUUCAGCAGGAUGGCACGGUGUAUGAGACAGAAAAUAAGAUACUGCAUGUGUGUAAGACACUGUCAGGCGUGUGUGACCACAUAAUUUCCCUCUCUUCGGACCCCAUGGUGUCCCAGGCCGCCCAUCUGGAAGUAGUACAGCUGGACAACAUCAGGUCCACAGAGGGACUGGGCAUGUACAUCAAAUCAACAUAUGACGGCCUACAUGUCAUCACGGGCACUACAGAGGGAUCGCUAGCUGACCGCUGUAAGAAAAUCCAUGCUGGUGACGAGGUCAUUCAGGUCAAUCAUCAGACAGUGGUGGGCUGGCAGCUGAAGAACCUGGUAAACUCUUUACGCAGCAAUCCUGCGGGUGUGACCCUCACGCUAAAGAAACGACCUCAAAGUACUCUCACGUCAGCCCCAGCCUUACUCAAGAACAUGAGAUGGAAGCCCCUCGCCCUGCAGCCCAUCAUUCCUCCCAGCCCCAGCAGUGGUGUGGCCACACCAUCAAGCACCCUCAGCACCCCAUCCAGACGGGACAGCUGCGCUCUACAGGACCUCUUCAUCCCCCCUCCCCCAGAUGACCCAUACACACCCAGAGACAACAUAGGAAAUCUUACCAGCAACUGCCAGCAGGCUGCUAAAGGUUCUGAUUCGCCCAACUCCUUCCUGGAUCAGGAGUGCCGGAGGCAAUUCCCCCUGUUAGAUGAGGAUGCGGUCCUGUACUGUUAUGAGUAUGAUCAGAAUCAGGGCCCUCCACCCUUACACAGGGACAGCACUACUACAUAUGGACGGCUGAGGCCUAUUUCCAUGCCUGUAGAAUAUAACUGGGUUGGAGACUAUGAAGAUCCCGCCAAGCUGACAAAAGAGAUCAGAAGAGAAAACUCCCUGCUGCGAUAUGUAAGUGAGGACAAGGCAGGGACAGAGGAGUACCACACUGGACGUCGCAGUAGUCGGCGUAGUAGAAGGAAAAGUGAGAAAGGUGCUAGCCCCGCCCACUACGCCCUAGUCCCCACCCUUCAGCAGGAAUCGCUGGCCACACCCACAUCUGAAACCUCAUCUGUCUAUCUUACAUUUGAUCGAUCGUCCAUACUUUCCCGGUCUAAGAAAGUGAAGUUAAGAGCUGGAUCCCUGCCCUCCAUUAGUAAGCGGCGAAUCUCCUGCAGGGACUUGGGUCAAGGUGAUUGUGAGGGUUGGCUCUGGAAGAAGAAGGAUGCAAAGAGUUACUUCUCUCAGAAAUGGAAGAAAUACUGGGUUGUGCUGAAAGAUGCCUGCCUAUACUGGUACACCAAUGAAGAGGAUGAGAAGGCAGAGGGCUUUGUCAGCCUACCUGAGUUCAACAUUGAUCAGGCCAACGAAUGUCGCAAAAAGUUUGCUUUUAAGGCUUGCCAUCCUAAAAUCAAGAGCUUCUACUUUGCUGCGGACAAUAUGGAUGAUAUGAAUAGGUGGCUCAGUCGACUGAACAUGGCGGCAACAGCUCACUCGGAGCAGAAGAGGAUUCGACAGGAUCAUGAUUACUGGAGCGAGAGUGACCACGAGGACGCUGAUCAGAUGUCCUCAACACCCAAACAGGAUAGCCCUCCACCUCCAUAUGACACUUACCCUCACUCCACCUCAGCAAGUCCGUUCCAGGAGUCCCAACAUAUCCGCCCACCCUCCACAGAGACCAUCCAGUCCCGCUCUCCCCUCUACGAGACACAUGGGGGCAGCGUGAGCAGCGCCAGCUCCCCUGGCCGAAAGUCUGCUAGCCAGCGGCGUUCAUGGCAGGACCUCAUCGAGACACCCCUCACCAGCUCUGGCCUCCAUUUCCUCCAGACUCUGCCAUUGGAUGACUCCGUGUUUGUCGACCCCAGUCGAUCCAUGCCCUUCGAGCUCCGCCGCCAGUCGACACUCCCUGCCCAGCACGGGCUGCCGCCAGAACACUACAUCCAACCCACUACACCCACCCAGCCCAGCCAAAAGCCCAUCACAGCUGUAGGAAGAGUAGAAGGUGGUGGAGUAGGAAGCAAGCACCGCAGUUUCACCUUGCCCCGUGACAGUGGUCUUCAUGCCAUCCUGGCUGCCACCAACACAGCUGAACACACAGAUGCACAGUGCUACCACCUGGGACUGGCCCAUGCCAGACACACAGGUCCAGAGCGGGAGCGCAGGCACCAGGCUGACUCGUUGGUGGAUUUGUACAGGGCUCUGGAGAGGACUAAUCUAUCACCUGUCAAUGAGCACAGGUCCUCUUCUCGAUUAGAGUACAAGCGAUCAUUCGUCCGCCGCUGCAAUGAUCCGUUACUUAAUGAAAAGCUGCACCGCCUGCGAAUCCUUCAGAACUCAUUCAAGGACAUCCCACUUCAAGAGGCAGAGACUAAGAUCAUCCAUCGGGAUGUGUAGCCAGAGAUGGAGAGACACAGCAGCAGUCAUUUCAUAUCUGCUAUAAAAAAAGAUUCGCUCUCUUUCCCUGGAGGGUUCAUCUUAGAAUCUUUUAUCAAACAUCUACAUCUUUCCUAAGAAAUAUUUCUCACUCUUUGACUCUUGUUGUUUUUCGUUGCAGCAUUCACAAUUGUCCUCUCAUUGCACUCACUCACUUUCUUUGCUUUGUUAUUGCACAUGAUAUUGGCAUUAUUUUGUAUGUAAACUUCUUUUCUUUUGAAUGAUUUGUGUUUGUAAUAAUGACUUUGGCCUCCAUCAGAGACCAAAUAACUGCACUUCCAAUGAACUCUAUCCUACAGCAGUCUGUCAUGUUGAAAAACAAAUUUAGGGAAAGAAUAAAACUACUGAUGUAGAAAUCUGAUUUGCAUGGCCAUUGUCUGGUUAAUAGAUUUUCUGUUUGUGAUGUUUCUUAACUGAGAGUGUUAAUUCCAGUUUGACAGGAUGCAAUGAUUGCGUGUCUGUGUGUGGUUGUGUGUUGAAAGCCUUGGUUUGUUGUAAAUAAUGUAUGUUGUAAUAUUCUGACCGUUUGCACCCUAGCAGCAAGGUUCUUGCAAUAAUGUUGAACUAAAACGAUUAGUUUAACACUGUCUAUUUUUGUAAGCAUGAUAUUUAUUGAGAUGUUUGUACAUCGUUUUGUAUGCUCAAAUAUGUUUUAUCUGAAGAUAACUGCAGGCGUAAAUUCCUUUUCAUGUGUUCCUGAAAGAUCUUUAACAAAAUGAAACUUUCAUGUGAAAGUGCCAGUGUUCUAGUAUCUCCAAAAAAGUAAUUUUAUCAAUAAAUUGUUUGAUGUUUUGA
Molecule: messenger RNA, 4118 nt
Organism: Carassius gibelio (silver crucian carp)
Lineage: Eukaryota; Metazoa; Chordata; Actinopteri; Cypriniformes; Cyprinidae
Product: connector enhancer of kinase suppressor of ras 2-like
Exons: 22
Coding region: 393-3284 (963 amino acids)
Biological process (GO): regulation of signal transduction
Cellular component (GO): membrane; cytoplasm
Molecular function (GO): protein binding
Source: RefSeq, a predicted model, not a curated record